Messenger RNA from Rhopilema esculentum, 2864 nucleotides. RefSeq names its product trace amine-associated receptor 9-like. Gene Ontology annotation, biological process: G protein-coupled receptor signaling pathway. NCBI's taxonomy places the organism in Eukaryota, Metazoa, Cnidaria, Scyphozoa, Rhizostomeae, Rhizostomatidae. The record is from RefSeq and is a predicted model, not a curated record. Gene Ontology annotation, cellular component: membrane. Gene Ontology annotation, molecular function: G protein-coupled receptor activity.
UCACCAGCACUCUGCAACUCCAGGCGUAGAAACCAUGUGUGCGUUCACAUCGAGAGGAAGGAUCACUUAUAUUUGAUAUAUACACUUAUGCCAGUUUUGCUUUGUUAUAAUGCUUAGUUAAAUAAAUGCUUAGUUAAAAGUAGAUAAUAAGCCUUCGUUGCCAGCUUUUCACUUUUUGCAGACCUUUAAAGGGGUUACUUAAUAGCAUCAAUCCGUUAAAGUAUUUUACAGGUCUUCGAAAGAGCAAGACCAAAGUUUGCACCAAAAUCAUUGAGAAACUUUGCGCCUAGUAUAGAGUACCGAAGUGAUGACGUCAUAAAAAUCUAUUUUUAGAAUUUUUGAAAUUUGUUUCCAUAACCUGAAAGAGUAUUAUGAAAUACCUCUAAAUCUGCAAAAUCAGUUGAAGGUAUUACAAAGUGGCUGAGAUAUGGCCACAUGAGCACAGAAUCUUGCCCUCUGUGAUUUGGUCUGAACCAGGCCAGAAUAACAGUAAUCCGUUAGCAAACUUCAAACCUUCCAUUGGCCAUAUCUCACCCAAUUUCGAGCAUAUCUAACUGAUUUUGCUUUUUAAGAGGUAUUUUAUGCUGUUCUUUCAGAUUAUGUGGUCAAAUUUAUGAAAUUCUAAAAAAUAUUUUUGAUGACGUCACACUUCGGUACUCUAUAUCUUAAGCUUCUAAUUUCAUCUAAAUAUAAAUGGGUGUCGAAUUUUGUUGUUGUACCUUUGCCUUAAAAUUAAAACUGAGAACAUAAACAAGCGGUUAAAUUAGCUGAAUUAUAAGAGGAAACUAUCAUGGUCAAAAAAUAGCUAACAUAUACACCCGUCAGAUCAGGAACAAGAAGUGGAGAGACAACUUUUUUCCAACAGAUAACAGGAUGCAUAGAGAGCUUUGGAGUGUUUAUAAACUGGUUUAGAAAAACAGAAAAACAGGUGCUCUUUCUGCUGUUUGAUUAGCGAGUUUGAUAUAAAUCAGCGCCGAUUGAAACCUGGUCAUUUGAAACUCAUAGAAACGCUUCAAAUUUCCAUUGGCUAAUAUCUUGAGCAAUCCUUAAAUUGCACUUGCUUUUUUAUAUUUCAUUAAUAAUGAAGUUAUAUAAUUAUAAAAAUAGUUAGAAUUGUAUUGCACUUGUCUUGGGUGUCUCUGCAAAACUAUUCACCUCCGUCAAAGAACUUUCGAAGUCAAGUGCGCAUAUUCACGAAAUUUGCGCUGGAAACAGCUGAAGCCGUGCAGAGCAGGUGCGCGGGAUUGUGCAUCACACUUCUGACUGGCUGAUUCCGAUAAACUUGUAAUUAUUUCCUCAUAUCGUUUCAGGUAUAUUAUUGGGAUUUUGGAGAAAUUCUGAUCGUGAAAGCUGUCAACAGUUAUUCUGAGUACCUCUAAAACUGGAGCAUCGUACAUGGCGAGAUCAAACAGCUUUUGACACCGAGCAAAAGAGUUAGCCUCUUUUAGAACAGAGCACAUACAGACGACCAUGGAGUGCUUCAAGUUCAUAAUACCAUUAAAUGGCACGUAUACAACACGUAUACUGUAUUUCUCUGGAAAUAUAAUUCUUGCGCUGAUCUCUUUCAUUGGUAAUGGAGUUGUCAUGUACCUUGUAUGGUACAACACCAAGCUUCAUAGGCCAACAUAUUAUUUUAUGUCUGCUCUGGCUUUGUCCGAUUUCACAACAGCGUUUUUCGGGCAACUUACAUUUUGCAUUGAGGUGACAUUUAAACAGUUUACGAGUUGCGCUUACGACAAAGUAAUUGCAUUUUUCAACGCAAGCAGUUGCAGCUCAAGUCUCUUUCUCUUAUGUUUAAUAGCACGGGACCGCUACAUUCACGUGGCUAAGAGAACACUUUACCAAAGCCACAUGAGUAUCACAUACUCCAAGCGGGCAUCGGCAGCAUCUUUCUUGGUUGGCAUUUUCAUAGCUACACUCUUCGUCAUCGAGGAUCGCUUCGUCCGUGUAGUUAGCACACUUGCCUUUGCAGUCGUCGCUAGCAGUUGCUUCACAUUCAUUGCAGUUCACAGCAAACGAAUAUUGAGAAUCGUUGGCGAUCACAUACGACAUAUGCACGAAUCAAUGCCGCAAGAAGCGACCGUAAGGCAGGCAGGAAAUGUUCAAGCAUCGGAGGCGAUGGAGAGGGCAAUCAACAGAUCAAUAUUCUCCGUUAUAGCCUUAUACUUAUUCGCUUGGACGCCGGUGAUAAUACUUAUGUUAAUAUUUGCAUACCACAACAUCAAAGGUAAGCACAUAGCUGACGAGUACCGCUAUGCAUUCGCGUGGUGUUCCUUUGUAUCAUACUUUAACGGUGCUCUCAAUCCAGUGGUAUACUCAUUCAGAUGCGACGCAAUAGGGCAAGAAAUGCGCAAAUUGGUCCGUCGCUUUUUCUGCCUAAAGAGUUUCAUGGCGGUGGAAAACUCCGAAACGAUCCCAUCAUCCGGAAAAAGAAGACCAUCGGUCAUCCGUCAAUGAAAAAGAGUUUACACCCUUUACCAACAGGGACAUCAUGUGCAGUUCGUCGGGUUGAAGUAUUUCUUGCAGGUCUUUUAAUAAUUUUGCGCGGCGUACCGUGUCAAAGGCCUUACUCAUGUCUAGCAGUAAAAGGUAGAGCUACAAUGUCAUUAUUCUUUGAGACAAAAACCACAAAGAAACCGUGGGAGACAUUUUUACUAAUAGCCAUUUAACGUCCAACCUGGAUUGUAUGAUAUUCAUUGAAUAUAGAAUAUUGAAUAGUGAUUUUUUUACAUCUUUCUACGGCAGAUUAUGACUAAAUGAUUUCAGUCUGACGAAGAAGUGGAAGGAACAUCCCAUCUGAACUUGAUUAACUGAAGCACCAAUUAAAUUUCGUCGUACUAUCAAACGAUAAAUGAAACGAAAAG